UGCAAUGGAAGAAUCGUCUGGGGGUGAGCCUCAAAGGACGUUGGGGCCAGAGUGUCAGGAGCCACCUCAUAUGCUAGUCUUUGAAGGUUGAAUUUUUUUUAUUCUUUGGAUUUGGAGAUUCAUGGACUUUUUUUUUGAGGUGGACUAUUGUGAUGUUUUCUAAAAAUGAUUCCCAUGGCUUGGGAGGAGUGUCUUAGUACAGACAUUAGGGUAACCACUUGAAUCAGGAGUUGGAUAUGAGUCCCACCUCUACCAUGUGCCACCUGCGUGAUCUCUGUGUCUGGGCUUCCUCAUCUGAAAAAUGACGUCCAUUUUUCAGGUGUGUUGUGAGGAUUAAGUGAGACAUGCAUUGCCUGGCAUAUAGUCCUCUCGCAAUCAGUAAUGACAGUAUCCCUCUUCUGACUCUUGGACUCAGGAUUUCAAAACUAUUUUAGUUGUAGUGACUUCUCUGAAGCCUUUUUUGGAAACCAUUGGAAGUCUCCUGGGGCCAGCUUGCUUGUGCCAUCCGUGAUGUGAGGUGCCCAUGACUAGUGACAGGAUGUAGUGCUUUGUUGGCCUCACUGGACUCUAUUUUUAUUGUGUCUUAAUUGGAAAUUUCCUGCAUUAAUGCAAAAACAUUAUCUUUCAGAAGUUAGGAGUUAGAAAUGGAGUCGAGGUAUCUUCAAAAGCACCUCGGGACGUGUCUAACUCAAGGUCUUGCAGAUGUGGCAAGAAUGCGCCCACUGGAUCCAAUAGAAUAUUUAGCAUUGUGGAUUUACAAAUAUAAGGAAAAUGUGGUCAUGGAGGAGCUGAGGCAGAAGGAGCUGGCCGACUUGGAGCGUGAGAGACAGGUGGCUCUGAUGGAGCGGGAAGUGUUGGAGAGGCUCAAGGCGGAGGAGCUCAUGUUUCAGCAGCAGCAGUUGGCCAUCCAGCUGGAGUUGGAAAUGCAAGAAAAAGAGAGACAGAGAAUAGAAAAACUAGAGAGAGCUCAAGAACAAUUAGAGAAGGAGAUGGCAAUGAAUAUGGAAAAUGAAGCUAAGGGUGAAGUUACUUCACAUAGAGAAGAGUCUCCAAUAGAAGGAGGCAAGACGAUAGCUGAGAUGAGCGAUCGCUACGGGGCACCGAACUUGAGCAGAGUGGAAGAGCUCGAUGAACCAAUGCUCUCUAAUGUUGACUUAAACAUUGAUCAAGAUUUGUAGGAUCAACCAAGCUAAGAGCAAUAAACGUUUCUGCUUGUUUCAAGUUUCAAAAUA
This is a messenger RNA of Miniopterus natalensis, 1232 nucleotides long. RefSeq names its product DPY30 domain containing 1 (gene DYDC1). Gene Ontology annotation, cellular component: Set1C/COMPASS complex. Lineage: Eukaryota; Metazoa; Chordata; Mammalia; Chiroptera; Miniopteridae. The record is from RefSeq and is a predicted model, not a curated record.